This is a messenger RNA of Lontra canadensis (Northern American river otter), 2263 nucleotides long. It is a transcript of the gene DONSON, whose product is annotated as DNA replication fork stabilization factor DONSON. NCBI's taxonomy places the organism in Eukaryota, Metazoa, Chordata, Mammalia, Carnivora, Mustelidae. The record is from RefSeq and is a predicted model, not a curated record. The transcript is spliced from 10 exons. Gene Ontology annotation, cellular component: nucleus. Gene Ontology annotation, biological process: nuclear DNA replication. The coding region runs from base 87 to 1775 and encodes 562 amino acids.
GGCGGGGCCACGUCGGGGGCGGGGCCGGCGCGCGCGGGAAGCGCCAGCGGGGAGGCCGGCCGGCCCCUCUGCGUGAGCCGCGCGUUAUGGCCCUUUCGGUGCCUGGCUACUCGCCCAAUUUCAAGAAGCCCCCCGAGACUUUGCGGCUCCGACGAAAACGCGUCCGGAGCCGCGGGGCGGCCGCCUCACCAGGGGAGCAUCCCGAGCCGGCGCCGCGCCGCGCAGCUCUGGAGGCCGGGCUGCUCCUCCGCCCCUUCCCGGCUUCGGCGGCGGGCGGAGGCGGCAGCGGCCCGGCCGCGACCCGCAGGAACCCGUUCGCCCGCCUGGACAACCGGCCGCCGGCCGCCGCGGAGCCCCCCGACGGGCAGCCCCGCGGCCAGCAGGAGGCGGAGGGCCGGUUUUUAGAUUCUAAUCAGGAAAAUGAUUUGCUGUGGGAAGAGAAGUUUCCUGAAAGAACAACCGUUACUGAAUUACUCCAGACUCCGCAAGUAUCAUUCUCCGCAUCUGAUAGUCCAUCCUCAGAAAGUACUGAGUUACCUGUGGACUGGAGUAUUAAAACUCGACUCCUUUUCACCUCUUCUCAACCCUUUACCUGGGCAGAUCAUCUGAAAGCACAGGAAGAAGCUCAAGGUGUCAUCCAGCAUUGUAGGGCAACAGAAGUUACUUUGCCUCAAAGUAUACAGGAUCCCAAAGUCUCCACUGAGCUCCGUUGUGCCUUCCAGCAGAGUCUUAUCUAUUGGCUUCACCCUGCCUUUCCUUGGCUACCACUGUUCCCUCGCAUCGGAGCUGACAGAAAAAUGGCUGGAAAGAUAAGCCCUUGGGCAAAUGAUGAAACCUUGCAACACAUUCUAAUGAGCGACUGGUCUGUGAGCUUCACUUCUCUUUAUAAUCUGCUGAAGGCAAAACUUUGCCCGUAUUUCUACGUUUGUACGUACCAGUUUACCAUCCUGUUCCGCGCGGCAGGAUUAGCAGGAAAUGAUGUGAUCACAGCUCUCCUAUCUCCCACAACUAGAGGCAUAAGAGAAGCUAUGAAAAAUGAAGGUAUUGAAUUUUCUCUGCCGUUAAUAAAAGAAAAUGGCCAUGAGAAGAAGGCAACUGGGACAAGCCUGGGACAGGGAGAGGAACAAGUAAUCAGUGAUGAGGAUGAAGAUGAAAGUUUUUCCUGGCUGGAAGAGAUGGGUGUGCAAGAUAAAAUUAAAAAACCAGACGUGCUCUCAAUCAAGCUAUGUAGAGAGAAACACGAAGUGCAAAUGGACCACAGACCGGAGUCCGUUGUGUUGGUGAGGGGAACAAGCACCUUGACGCUGCUGAAUUUUCUGAUCAAUUCGAGGAGUGUAAUUGCCAGCUCAGGUCCACAGGCGGGACUUCCUCCAACCCUCUUAUCGCCCGUAGCUUUCCGAGGUGCCACGAUGCAAAUGCUUAAGGCACGAAGUGUAAAUGUGAAGACGCAAGCUAUUUCUGGAUACAAAGACCAAUGUAGUUUGGAGAUCACAGGUCCCGUCAUGCCUCAUUGUCUGCAUUCUGUAACCAUGCUACUCCAGUCUUCACAAAAGGGGUCAUUUUCUGCUGGACUGUAUACACACGAGCCAACUGCUGUAUUUAAUGCCUGCCUGCCAGUGAAUGAAGGACUGGAUAAGGAGACCGUUCGUGAGGAGCUCGCUAACUGUGGGCUGCAUCCUAAGACUCUAGACCAACUUAGUCUAACACCAAUACUGGGAAAAUCAUCUUUACGACACGUGGAAAUGAGCGACUACGUUUAUAAUUGGAGAUCCUGAACAUCAAAGUAAGCCUAAAAGGAAUCUUUGAGGAAAAAAGCCUUCUAGCAAGGAAAUUCAAGAUUGUUAUCCCUUUGGCUCUAAAGUUCAUUUUGGAAGUUAAAGGAAUAUAACUAUCUUUAAAAUAUUCAGAUGUUUAUAAACAUUAAUCUUUUACUUUAUUACAUGGGUUAAACAGUGGGAUUAAGAUUUUAAAUCAGCAUUUUUACUAUUCUGAUUAGCUUGUUCAGAUACGAAGAUAACCCCCAGCUUCUUAGAAACAUCAGUAACUUGAGACUUCCAGACUUUCAACCUAAUUUAUAAAUGGAGUAGAAAACUGAAUGUCAUGAAUGUCAGUUUUUCCUUACAAAUGGGAACUGAAGCUAAAUUACUGUUAUCUCCUGGCAUUGUGACUGAUGGCAUGAGGGCAAAACUAUAUUUGAUAAAUCACCUGCAAUUAUAGGCAGGUUCUAACUUUUUAUAAAGAUAUAAAACAAAUGUAGACCAUA